AAUUUCUCACCAAUAUUAGCCUUUUCUGCAUUUACCAUUGAAGCUUCCUGCAAUGUCACUGGAACUUCAUAGGGAAGCCACCUCUGAUGAUUUAUUAUAAGCUCAGUAUAUAAUACAUGCAUAUAUUAUUGUUCAGUUUCAUUAUCGAGAUGUUUAAUAACAAAUUUGGAUUGCCAAACUCGCCGGAAAGCGGCUGUGCCGGUCGAACCAAGUUCGAGUUCCCUGAUGCUUAUUUUGAUGGUUGGCUGCAUGAGGGUUAUAGAGGAGCUAUGAUCUCAGGGACAAUUGAGAAUCCUUUUAAUCAAGCCAAUGAAUUGUUUGAUGAAUUUGCUUGCAAUGGCAGCCUACUUAUUCCAGCCCCAGAUGAUAACAGAGAAAGUGAAACUGUGGGAGAGAUGUCGGAAUUCAAAGAAAGAUAUGCAUUCAAGACCAAGUCUGAGAUUGAAAUACUGGAUGAUGGGUACAGGUGGAGGAAAUAUGGGAAGAAAAUGGUGAAGAACAGCCCAAAUCCAAGGAUGCCCUGUGAAGAAAAGAGUUGAAAGAGAUGGAGAGGAUCCAAGUUAUGUCAUUACAACUUAUGAGGGGAUCCAUAAUCACCAAAGUGUUUCUUGAAUCAGUGGUUUUGUUUUUGACCACUACCUAAGUCCGGCAGAAGGGCCAACAUCGACGAUCACAUCAGCUGCAUGAUACUUGAGUCAUGCAUUAUGAUUAAGAAACAUAAAGAUGAUAUCGGAAAGGCGGAGGUCGGUUUUAUUCAUGUAUGCAUCUUUAAAUUUGGCCAACUUUAUUUUGUUCUUGUUUUGGUUAUGUACAUAAUUUGUUGGCUGGUAGAACCCUGAGUUUCAACUGAUGUCUUACAACUCAGGGUACUUACUGAGGUUUUAACUGUUUGAUCCAGUUUUGUUUAAGAGUAAACGAGUAUCGUAUACAUACAUGUAUAUAUAUAUCCAUCACUCGUGUUUGAGUAUGUGUCGAGAACAAUCAUGCCUUCCUUUCAUAGGCAAAAAAGUA
Messenger RNA from Gossypium raimondii (Peruvian cotton), 1011 nucleotides. RefSeq names its product probable WRKY transcription factor 50. Lineage: Eukaryota; Viridiplantae; Streptophyta; Magnoliopsida; Malvales; Malvaceae. Gene Ontology annotation, biological process: regulation of DNA-templated transcription. The transcript has 3 exons. Gene Ontology annotation, molecular function: DNA-binding transcription factor activity; sequence-specific DNA binding. Bases 117 to 539 code for a protein of 140 amino acids. The record is from RefSeq and is a predicted model, not a curated record.